AGAUAUAUAAAAGCUCAGUGAAAGGGGCUCCAAUUAUCAUUUUCUCCUCUGGUAUUCCAAGGAAGCCAUCAACAAUGAAACUCCACGCAACAGACAUCCUGGUCAUUUUCUGGCUCGGCCUCUUUGCUGUGAGCACCGUGAGAGGAAGUGUUGCAAGUCAAAUCGCGCCCAAAAGCGCCUGUGUAGACCUGUCCACGCAGGAGCUGGACAUCAGACGACUUGUUAAAUAUGAGACACAGCACAUACCAGUAAAAGCUGUGAUGUUCAUCACCAAACGAGGCAUCAAGAUCUGCGUGCAGCCUGAUCUCAAAUGGGUGCAGGAUGCCAUAAAAUUCCUGGAUAAAGGACCUGUCCGCAGAAGACCCAACAACAAGCCCGUGUCCAAACCCAAGCCCAAGCCCAAGCCCAAGCCCAAAGGCAAUUAACUAAAUGGAUGCACCAGCCCAAUCCUCAGCAACUGCUUGUACUUCUUCUAGUUGUUAAUUGGAAAUAAAAUCUCUGAACUAACAUGGGCACAUCAGAAUCCAUUCAUCAUUAGGGCAGAGCUGACUGAGAAUCAUUCCAUUUAUAGCUGGACUUUUCCGCACUGUUUUCAGGUUUAUUUUCUGAAAUGUUCAUUAAUAAUUAUUUAUUACCGUGUGUAGGCACCCCCCCUUCCCCCCUCCACCUGGAUGAACUUUUAUAGUUACAAAGGACAAGGAUGUGGGUGAAACUACUUCAUAGAGGGUUUGAUACAGGUGAAGGAGGUUGGUGUCAGACACUGGGGCUGGACUUUAAAAAGAGUCUGGAUAAUUUUAUGGUAAUUAAUAACUAUAUAAGCUAUAAGUAAACAACCUGUAUGCUCCAGGGCAUCAUCUGAUAACUGCAAGAUUCAGGAGGGAAUUAGCUAGAUGUAUUGGGUCUAAUUCUCCUCCCACUUUGCAACAAUGCAAAUUCAUUGGGACAGGUCCUCUCCCAGUAUAAGUGAUGAUCAGUCUAGAGUGUAACUUGAUGCAGAUUUACACCCGUGGAGGAUCUAGCUCACUGACUUCUGUGAAGUUACUCCUUAUUUACACUGGUAUGAGAUGGAUCUGAAUCAGUUGCUUUAUUUUUUCCUUUGCAUUCCUCUGAAGCAUCAUGUGUAAGCCAUGGCUGGAGGUAGGAGACCGCGCUUGAUGCCAAUCCUAUGUACCAAUCUCUUAUUCUCCAGGUAGUGGAGAGCCAUGUCCAAGGGGCUUUACAUUUUAGAAAUGAAUGGAUUCUAAUAACUGUGGUGUCUCUGUUUUUCUGUAAAUUAAUAAAAUUCUUGCAAAUCUAUGGUCAAAUGGUAUGUGUGUCUGCUUGUAUGUGACCCGCAUGAAGAUCACACAGUGGGGGUAUGGAGGUUAUAGCACAAAUCCAUGAUUUUAUUGUCAGCCUAGGAGAAAUAACUUUUCCAGAAACAUCUGCUGCCACCUUCAAUAGCUAACAGUAGAUAGAUGGAAUUUGCAUCCAAGCUUUCAUUUACUGUGUAUCCCUAUAUUGUAUAGAUGAGUUCACAUCACUCCAGCUCUUCAAUUCGCUCUUCUAGUUAACACUGCAGGAAGUAUUCCUCCCCAGCCUCUCAUUCUGUGUCACUGUUCUCAAACUCGGGGAAGGAAUGUGUUCAGGGAGGUGGGGA
Messenger RNA from Chrysemys picta bellii (western painted turtle), 1639 nucleotides. RefSeq names its product monocyte chemotactic protein 1B. Gene Ontology annotation, molecular function: chemokine activity. Gene Ontology annotation, biological process: immune response. Lineage: Eukaryota; Metazoa; Chordata; Testudines; Emydidae. The record is from RefSeq and is a predicted model, not a curated record. Gene Ontology annotation, cellular component: extracellular region.